AUGGCAGAUAAAGUAAUCAAAGAAAGGAUUAAAAAGCGUGAGCGCAUGUUUGUGUCACUGAAAAGGCACGCGCAAUUUUUGGAAUCAUACAGUGUGGAAACGCAUAGUGGACAAAUAUCAAGCAGGUUGGAAAAGUUGGACAAAAAAUGGGAGGAAUUCGAAACCGUACAAGAGGAGAUUGCGGAUCUAGAUGAAAAUGGAGAUCACGAGGAAGAAAGUAACAGAGCUCACGAAAGAUUCGAGAACCAGUAUUUUGAAAUUCGUGCGGCGUUGCUCGAGAAAACGUUACCAACUCGCCCUGCAGAAAAUCUAGACACUACGAUGGGACGAAACAACAGCGGCAUGGGAUUGCAUAGCGGAGUUCGUUUGCCCCAGAUCACGUUACCGGAUUUUGAUGGGAAUUAUAGAAGCUGGCUGUCAUUCAAAUCUACUUAUGAGUCUCUCAUUCAUGAAUCGGUGGAACUAAGUGACGUCCAAAAAUUUCACUAUCUGAAGUCAGCGUUGAAAGGCGAAGCUGCAAAACUCAUCGAAUCGUUGACCAUCACAAAUGGUAAUUAUGCGAUAGCAUGGGAGACAAUUACAAAACGAUACUCCAAUGAAUACCUCUUAAAAAAGCGUCAUGUACAAGCUCUGAUAGAAUAUCCAAAAAUUCAACACGAGUCGGCAAUUGCAAUUCAUGGCUUGGUGGAUGAAUUCGAACAGCGCUUAAAAAUACUAACACAACUGGGCGAAAAGACGGAGAGCUGGGGAGCAUUGAUUGUUCAUUGGAUGUGCUCAAAGCUCGAUUCCCAGUCUUUAAAGCUAUGGGAGGAUCAUGCGGCCUCGGUAGACGAGCCCACAUUCGCCGUUUUGAUUGCUUUUCUAGAAAAGCGUACUAGAGUUUUGGAUGCAUUAUCGUCGAGCAAUGUGGAGGCAGAAAAAUUUGAUCAAAAAACUACAAACAGUCGUCCAAGAUUAGCUGUAAAUGCUGCUACAAGUAACGAACGACCAACUUAUAAAUGUCCAUGUUGCGGGGAUGACCAUUACAUGGCUCGAUGUGCUAAAUUCUUGAAAUUAAACAAUAAAGAGAGGUUGGAUCUCAUAAACGCUAAACGACUUUGCAGCAAUUGUUUUCGCACGGGUCAUUGGGUGCGAGAUUGUAAUUCGGCUUUCAACUGUAGAACGUGUGGUAAGAAGCAUCAUUCGCUGAUUCAUCCCGGUUUUCUAGUUAACGACAGUCAAUCAACAAGGCAGCCGUCAAACGAAGCGAGGGAAUGUAACGUAGCUACGGGCGGUGAAGACGAGGAAACAAUUGUAGACGAGGAGCAUCGAGUAGGAUCGUAUAGCGUCGGAACAAAGCAUGGUCGCUCGUAUGUUUUUCUAUCCACGGUAGUCUUGGCAGUACGAGAUCAGAAUGGUGAAAUGCAUUUAGCUAGAGCGCUGCUGGAUAACGGUUCACAGGCAAAUAUAAUGAGCGAGAGGUUGAGUCAGAUACUAAAGUUGAACCGAAGAGCGGUUAACAUCCCCAUCUGCGGAGUAGGGGAAAUGGAGUCUAAAGCUCGACACUCAGUCAGCACUCUCGUUAGUUCCAGAGUAACGGAUUUCUCAAUAAAUGUAGAUUUUCUCAUUCUUCAACGACUGACGUCUGUUUUACCAGCAGCUAAUGUUUCCGUAUCAAAUUGGAAAAUUCCGGAGGGCAUUCAACUGGCAGAUCCAGAUUUCAACAUAAACAAUCGGAUCGACCUUUUAAUUGGUGCGGAAUAUUUCUAUCGGUUCCUUUACGAGCGACAGAGGAAUCAAAUUAGGUUGGGUCCUGGUCUUCCCAUUCUGGUGGAUACUGUUUUCGGCUGGGUGGUAUCGGGAAAGGCCACAAAGGAGAAGGCUACUUCUAUCAAUUGCUGUCUGGCCACAGCAUCGGAAAAUUUGGAAGGUUUACUCGAACGUUUUUGGGAGAUGGAGAGCUGUGAUGAUCGACCGGCUUGGUCGAAAGAGGAGCAAGAUAGUGAAGCUCACUUCGCGAAAACUCACAGCAGAUUGGACGAUGGACGAUACGUGGUACAGCUUCCGAAACAGCUAAAUUUCGAUAGGAUGUUGGGCGAAUCUAGAAAUAUGGCGCUAGAUCGAUUUAUAAAAAUGGAAAAACGAUUGGAUCGUGAUUUAGAGAUGAAAAAACAAUACCAUUCCGUCAUACAAGAAUAUUUGGACUUAGGCCACAUGCGAAAAUUGUCAGACGAAGAAGUGCAACUUGAGUCUGAUCGAUUGGCGAAGCAACAAGUAUAUUUCCUUCCGCACCAUGCGGUGGUUAAGCAAUCAAGCAGCACAACGAAAGUCCGUAUUGUUUUUGACGGGUCAGCCCGGUCUAAUAAUGGAUAUUCUUUAAACGACACUUUACUCAAAGGGCCGAUAAUUCAAGAUGAACUCUUGAGUCUUCUUAUACGAUUUCGUAAACAUGAAGUAGCGCUAGUGGCAGACAUCGAAAAGAUGUAUAGGCAGGUUCGCGUACAUUCUCAUGACACUUCACUUCAACGAAUUUUUUGGCGGUUUUCUCCUAACGAGCCUAUCGGCGUGUACGAGCUAUUAACGGUUACGUUUGGAUUAACACCUUCAUCAUUCUUAGCAAUCAGGGUACUUCAUCAGCUGGCGGUCGACGAAGGGCUUAAAUAUCCAAACGCGAAGGCAGUGCUGCUCAAGGAUUUUUACGUGGAUGAUUACAUUGGUGGGAGUUCUAAUAUCGAUGGAGCGAUUCAGUUGCGUACCGAACUAAACGAAUUGAUGUCCAAAGCGGCUCUCAAUUCUCGGCCGUUAAUGCCAUUAUCAGAUGAUCCCAACGAUCUGAAGGUAUUGACGCCGGCUCAUUUUUUGAUUGGGACUCCCAUGCAAGCUUUACCUGAACGUGAUGUGCGCAAUGUUCCCACCAACCGCCUCACCCACUACCAGCAACGACAGCAAUUGUUCCAGCACUAUUGGCAACGUUGGAGCAACGAAUAUCUCACCGAAUUGCAAGCAACCAGCAAGAAGCGACAGACAACAGCAGUUCAACAGGGAAACAUCGUGGUACUACGUGAAGACAACCUACCGCCGUUACGUUGGCCUAUGGCGAGAAUUAUCGACGUGCAUCCUGGAGCUGAUGGAGUGGUUCGCGUCGUAACCGUGAAAACGACCAACGGAAUCUACAAACGUCCAGUCAACCGAAUUUGUCCCUUGCCAUCCAGUUGCCAUAGUGGUAUUUAA
Messenger RNA from Sabethes cyaneus, 3210 nucleotides. RefSeq lists its product as uncharacterized. Bases 1 to 3210 code for a protein of 1069 amino acids. NCBI's taxonomy places the organism in Eukaryota, Metazoa, Arthropoda, Insecta, Diptera, Culicidae. The transcript has 2 exons. The record is from RefSeq and is a predicted model, not a curated record.